CUUUUUAUCUCUGAAGGUGACGUGUAGAAAUUGUCCAGCUCAAAAUAAAAACACACGAAUAAUAUGUUACUCAAAAGUAUAUUUUCGUUUCUAGUCCUCUUUAUUAUAAUAGAUUUAUCAACCGCCUUAUACUUCCAUAUUGGAGAAACCGAAAGAAAAUGUUUUAUAGAAGAAAUCCCAGAUGAAACAAAUGUGAUUGUUAACUACAAAGUGGAGCUAUACGACCCGAAAAGUGGUGGAUUUAUGCCUUCAUCACCUGGAAUUGGCAUGCAUGUAGAAGUCCGUGAUCCAGAUGAUAAAACAUUAUUGUCCAGAGUGUACAGCUCGGAGGGAAAAAUCUCGUUUACGUCUCACACGCCUGGUGAACACGUAAUUUGCAUGUACUCAAAUAGCAGUGCAUGGUUUUCAGGCUCUCAGCUGAGGGUACAUCUGGACAUUCAAGUUGGUGAACAUGCCAUUAACUAUGGUGAAGUUGUCAAGAAGGAAAAGUUAUCAGACUUACAACUGAGAAUUCGUCAACUCUUGGACCAAGUUGAACAGAUUACCAAAGAACAAAAUUAUCAAAGGUAUCGUGAAGAAAGAUUCAGACAAACAAGUGAAAGCACAAACUCCAGAGUAUUAUGGUGGUCCAUCACUCAGACAGCAGUCUUAUUGGUUAUGGGUGCAUGGCAAAUGAGACACUUGAAAAGCUUCUUUGAAGCCAAAAAAUUAGUAUAAAAUAUUGUUUUGUUGUAUAUUUUUUAAUUAUAAAUAAACUUUUUGCUAAA
Aethina tumida (small hive beetle) is the source of this 767-nucleotide messenger RNA. RefSeq names its product transmembrane emp24 domain-containing protein eca (gene eca). Bases 64 to 717 code for a protein of 217 amino acids. Gene Ontology annotation, biological process: Golgi organization; endoplasmic reticulum to Golgi vesicle-mediated transport; intracellular protein transport. The transcript has 3 exons. Lineage: Eukaryota; Metazoa; Arthropoda; Insecta; Coleoptera; Nitidulidae. Gene Ontology annotation, cellular component: endoplasmic reticulum-Golgi intermediate compartment; Golgi apparatus; endoplasmic reticulum. The record is from RefSeq and is a predicted model, not a curated record.